This is a messenger RNA of Ilyonectria robusta, 805 nucleotides long. RefSeq lists its product as uncharacterized. The transcript has 2 exons. The record is from RefSeq and is a predicted model, not a curated record. Gene Ontology annotation, cellular component: membrane. Bases 116 to 592 code for a protein of 158 amino acids. NCBI's taxonomy places the organism in Eukaryota, Fungi, Ascomycota, Sordariomycetes, Hypocreales, Nectriaceae.
UCGACGCAGUUGCAUCAGUUCCUCCACGCCCAGCCAGCUCCGUCAUCGUGCAACCUUUUGUCUACCUGGUGUAGCUCUCCUCGUCGCCCAACAACCCCACAACUCAACCGCCAUCAUGUCUCUCGGCAUCAUCACCAUUGUCCACGCCGUCCUGGCAGUUCUGCUCAUCAUCGAGCUCGGUCUCACCGGAUAUGUCGUUAGCGAAACCAGCUCGUCUUACUUCGGCACCACAUCCCCCUCUCAGUUCAGCUUCAUGCUCUUCAACUCCAUUUGGUCGCUCCUCAUGCUCGUAUACCUCGCCAUCGUGCCCCUCUUCGCGAAUCGUCUCUACCACUCCGUCGUUGGCCUCGCCAUCCUCGCCGUCACCACAAUUUUCUGGUUCGCCGGAUCCAUCGCUAUGGCCGACUUCAUCGGCGUACCCCACUGCCACGGCAACAACUUCUGCCAGAGCGCUCAGGCCGCUGUCGCAUUUGGCUUCUUCAUCUGGGCCAUCUUCACUGGCCUGACUGCCAUGGAGGGUCUCGCCUUUAUGCGCUCGCGCGGCCACAGCGCCCACGCCGAUACCACCAAGCCCGGCCACGGAGUUGCUUAAACGGAUUCCGGCAGUACUCAAAACGAAUCGAUUCAAUACGAAACCGCUUCAAAACUUGGUGAUGGAGGAGGAAAUUGUCGACUACUGGUUUAACGAUUUCCUACGUCUGGCUUGUUUGGCUUGUCCUUCUGUUUUUCUUUUUCAUCCUGGAUUGCGACGGGACACGGUUGGGAGAUACCCUCAGGACUCACGAAACGCGAGUGUUACUUUAUA